This is a messenger RNA of Alternaria burnsii, 7074 nucleotides long. RefSeq names its product condensin subunit. Gene Ontology annotation, molecular function: ATP hydrolysis activity; ATP binding; protein binding. The transcript is spliced from 10 exons. Gene Ontology annotation, biological process: chromosome organization. The record is from RefSeq and is a predicted model, not a curated record. Bases 1 to 7074 code for a protein of 2357 amino acids. Lineage: Eukaryota; Fungi; Ascomycota; Dothideomycetes; Pleosporales; Pleosporaceae. Gene Ontology annotation, cellular component: chromosome.
AUGGUCGAAAGCCGACAAUGCGAGGUUCUGGCCAUUGUGUGUACUUUCACAGUCGUCGCUUCUUUUACAGUCUUCCUUAGAGUAUGGUCGCGCUAUCUCGGACGCAACUUUUGCUGGGACGACUGGUUGAUUCUGGCUGCUUUUGUGCUCCUCAUAGCGGAUACCGUGGGAACAUGGAUGUACAUCAUACUGAGUGGCACUGGCUACCAUAUCUAUGAUCUGCCUAAGAAGUCAAUUGAAGAGCAGCUUGUGGCGUUGAGAUGGAACUUCACUGUACAAAUGCUGUACCAUCCACUCAUGGGAUUGAUUCGGGCUUCUAUCAUCAUGUUUCUUUUCCGCAUGAAGGACGGUCGUCGUCGCAUAAGAUACCCAUUACACGUUACUUUCUGGCUCAACAUCCUCUACUCCAUCGGAUCAACGAUAGUCAACGUCGUACAGUGCACCCCCAGAGCCUAUGCUUGGUCCAGGCCCGCCAUGGAUAGCAUUGAUGCCAACGGGAAUGUCGUACCAGGCGGUACAUGUAUCGACUCGCGGACAUUCGUAUUGGUAUCUUGUGCUCUAUCGAUUUUCAUGGAUCUCAUCAUCAUUCCCAUACCUUCCGUCAUGGUGUGGGGUCUUCAGAUGCAUCGACGCACAAAGAUUCUGGUAGUAAUUGUGAUGAGCCUGGGAUGGAUUGCAACAGGAGUGUCGGUAGGUAGGUUUAUCGUAUAUUACUACCGAUUUGCCCCUACCAACAAAGACCGUACCUGGGAUAUUGGUAUUGGAAUCAGCAUCGCCGAACCUGCCGUACACAUUAUGACAGCAUGCGCACCAGCGACUAAGUGCCUCUUCCGAUACCUUUUCCCACAGUAUGGCACGAAUCAGAACACGUCAUACUACCAAAACCGUACCGCGGAUACAAACCGACACAAUACCAAGGUAUUCGGAAAUUUCCACUUCGGGUUGUCCAACAACAUAGACGAUGAGAUCACCAUGGAGGGGAUGGGAGGUGCACCGAGGACUGCUCCACUUCCGCCAGUGAAGGACGACUCUGAAUAUGGGCUGAAAGCUAUGGGAAGCUUUGAGUCAAAAGACACGACAGCACGUGCAGCCACCAUGAGGAUUAUAGAACUUGUAAUCGAUGGCUACAAGUCAUACGCUGUCCGAACAGUCAUCUCUGGCUGGGACGAGAGCUUCAAUUCAAUCACGGGUCUCAACGGAUCUGGAAAGUCGAACAUUCUCGAUUCGAUAUGUUUCGUACUGGGAAUCAACAACUUGAGCGUGGUGCGGGCGCAGAACUUACAGGACCUCAUCUACAAGCGCGGCCAAGCAGGCGUUACAAAAGCGAGCGUUACCAUCGUGUUCGAUAACCGCGAUAAAUCGAAGAGCCCCGUUGGCUUCGAGGAACAUGCGCAGAUAUCGGUGACAAGGCAGAUCGUGCUGGGCGGCGCGAGCAAAUACCUCAUCAACGGACACCGCGCGCAGCAACAAAGUAUACAGAACCUGUUUCAGUCUGUGCAGCUCAACAUCAACAACCCCAACUUCAUGAUCGCACAGGGAAAGGUUAUGCAGGUGCUGAACAUGAAGGCCAAGGAGAUUUUGGCUAUGCUUGAGGAGGCUGCUGGAACGCGCAUGUUCGAAGACAGGCGGGACAAGGCCUACAAGACCAUGGCAAAGAAGGAGAUGAAGGUGCAAGAGAUCACCGAGCUACUACGAGACGAAAUCGACCCCAAGCUCGAGAAACUACGAAUGGAGAAGCGUGCUUUCCUUGAUUUCCAACAGACGCAGAGCGAGCUCGAACGUCUCACGAAGCUGGUAGUCGCGUAUGAUUAUAUACGAUACAACGAGCGGUUACAACAGUCUGCCGAAGACCUCGAGACCAAGAAGCAAAGGGCGAAGGACCUCGACGAAUCUUCUGUGCGCAUGAAGAAGGAGAUAGAGAACCUCCAAGAGGAUAUUAAACAAACAAAGGCAACACGCGAGCAGGAGUUACGCAAGGGGGGCAAGUUCCAGGCACUGGAAGAAGAGGUCAAGACGAACUCGCACGAGAUCGUUCGCCUGACGACGGUUCUGGACCUAAAGAGGACGAGCAUGGCCGAGGAGGCAGACAGGAAGGAAGGCAUUGAGAAGAGUGUCAAGGAACUGGAGAAGCUUCUACAUGAGAAGAAGCAGACGUACGAGAAGUUGCAGGAGAAGUACCAGACAGCCCACGCCGAGCUGGCCAAGCAAACAGAGGAAGUGGAGAAGAAAGAAGAACUUCUACAAACCCUACAAACCGGUGUGGCGUCCAAGGAAGGUCAAGAAGGCGGCUAUCAGGGCCAACUGCAAGAUGCCAGAAACCGAGCGAGCGCAGCUGCCACCGAGCAAGAGCAAAGCAAGCUCAGAAUAUCGCAUCUCGAAAAGCAGAUCAAGGAGGAUGAGCCCAAAGCGAAGAAGGCAAAAGAACAAAAUUCUGGACUUCUCAAAGACCUCGAGGCAUUAAAAUCCCAAGCCAAGAAGCUAGAGGCGGAUCUGGCGAAGUUAGGCUACAACGAAGGUCAAGAGGCGGACAUGUACCAACAAGAAUCGCAUCUUCAAGCACGUAUACGGGAACUCCGACAGCAAGCCGACGGCAUGAGGCGACAAGUUGCAAACAUCGACUUCAGCUACAGCGACCCCUCCCCGAACUUUGACCGAUCUCGUGUAAAGGGUCUUGUCGCCCAACUCUUCACCCUCGAGAAGGAACACACCAGGGCAGGUACAGCUUUGGAAAUUUGUGCUGGUGGCCGGCUGUACAACGUCGUUGUCGACUCGGCUGCUACUGGUAAGCAGCUUCUCGAGAACGGCCGGCUGAAGAAGCGCGUGACAAUCAUUCCGCUCAACAAGAUCGCGGCAUUUAAAGCGUCGGCGGAGAAGAUUGGAGCAGCUCAAAAGAUUGCACCAGGCAAAGUUGAUCUGGCUUUGUCGCUGAUUGGAUACGAGCACGAGGUCAACGCCGCCAUGGAGUACGUUUUCGGAUCAACACUUGUUUGUGAGGACGCCGAGACCGCUAAGCGGGUGACUUUUGAUCCCGCAGUGCGCAUGAAGAGUGUCACUCUACAAGGAGAUACUUAUGACCCUGCUGGUGUGUUGUCUGGUGGUAGCGCGCCUCAAUCUAGUGGAGUUCUCAUCACUCUUCAAAAGCUUAACGAAAUUACGACAGAGCUUGGUUCGCAAGAGUCCCAGCUCCGGUCUUUGCAGGAUACUAUGGCUAAGGAGAAGAAAAAGUUGGAUGCCGCACGCAAGUCGAAGCAGGAGCUCGACCUGAAAAGGCAUGAGAUCAAGCUCACCGAGGAGCAGAUUGGCAGCAACUCCUCGUCAUCGAUCAUCCAAGCGGUAGAAGAAAUGAAGCAGACCAUCGCUCAGCUCAAGGAAGACAUCAAGGCGGCGAAAUCUCGACAAGAGGAAGCUAACAAGGACGUGAAGCGCAUCGAGCGCGACAUGAGCGAGUUCAGCAAUAACAAGGACAGCAAACUCGCCGAACUGCAGUCAUCACUUGACAAGCUCAAAAAGUCUUUGAACAAAAAUAGCGCUUCCAUCAAGCCACUGCAGACCGAGAUGCGCGAAGCCAUGGUCGAAUCUGAGCAAUGCGGUAGCGACCUUGCGGCAGCACAAGAGCAGCUGGAGGAGGUUCAGACCACCCUGCAAUCUCAACAAGCAGAGAUGGACGAGUUGUUGGCUGAACAAUCUCGUGUCCAGGACGCACACGACUUAGCUGCAGCCCAUCUGAGGGACGAACAAGCGAAAUUGACUGGCUUCGAUGAAGAGCUUCGUUCGCUCGAAGACGCCAUCAGAUCAAAGAACUCAUCCAUCACUGAGGGUGGCCUGGAACAACAGAAGCUCGGUCACGAGAUCGAGAGGUUCCACAAAGAACAAGAAGGUGCUGCUAGUCAUGUCAAGGCGCUUGAAAAGGAAUACGAAUUCAUCGCAAAUGAUGCGGAGCUCUUUGGACGUACCGGAACAGUUUAUGACUUCAAGGGCGUGAACAUGAACGACGCAAAGAUCAGGCGAAAGUCGUUGGAAGAACACUUCCAGCAGAAGAAGAACAAAAUUAACCCGAAGGUCAUGGCUAUGAUUGACAAUGUCGAGAAGAAAGAGGCGAGUCUCAAGAAGAAUAUGCAGACGGUCAUCCGCGAUAAAUCCAAGAUCGAGGAGACUAUCGUCAAGCUUGACGAGUAUAAGAAAGAGGCGCUCCACAAGACAUGGACGAUUGUCAACCGCGAUUUCGGCCAAAUCUUCAACGAACUGCUACCAGGCAGUUUCGCAAAGCUGGAUCCUCCCGAGGGCAAGACAAUUUCUGAUGGUCUGGAAGUCAAAGUUAUGCUGGGAAAGGUGUGGAAGCAGUCACUAACAGAGCUAAGUGGUGGUCAAAGGUCACUUAUCGCACUAUCUCUUAUCAUGGCUCUUCUCCAGUUCAAGCCUGCGCCGAUGUACAUUCUGGACGAAGUUGAUGCUGCGCUGGACCUGUCCCACACACAAAAUAUCGGUCGUCUGUUCAAAACUCGCUUCAAGGGAUCGCAAUUCAUCGUCGUCAGUUUGAAGGACGGCAUGUUCCAGAAUGCAAACCGUAUAUUCCGUACACGGUUUGUCGACGGCACAAGUGUGCUGAAUGCUCUACCGAUCGGGCACGCUUGCGUCCCGUCUGCACUAGCGGCAUCUACCGCAGGCCCACCCAUGCUGUCGGCGCCAUUGAUUAGGGCCCUUGCAAGCGAUACCUCCGCGCAUUCCUCCAUCAACACUCCGGAAGUAUCAGGGCUAUUCGCAUCCUCUGCUCACGAUCUCGACAGCGUCUUGGGCCCGAGUUCGCCGACUUCUCUCACCAGACACUACACUUCAGUCCAAGAGCAUGCCGACCAGAUUACUGGCACAGAAACGGCAGGGGAAGAUGAAGGACUCACUCCAAGACAAGUGACCAGACGGGAGGGGUUUGCUUGGGGCCAACAACCAAGCCUCGAAGAUGAGAGGAGGCAUAGUCGUUACCAGAUGCCGAUGGAACAAGAACGACAAAGUUCACCUCCACCACUAGACGAAAUCAUUCGCAGAACGACCAUCGACGAUGCAGAUGAUCUUCAAAACAUUAAGCUUCGUCAUAUGGAUAGCAUAGAGUCACACGCUUCUGGGAUUACCUGUCCAGCCGCUUCCAUUUCUACGUCUGUGGAAACUAGUGAUUCUUAUGUUCGCGAUAACAGAAGAUCUUCCAUAGCGGCUUUCGCCAAAGGCAUCGUACAGCAUGUGCCCAACUUGAGAAUGCCACGUCCUCAAGAAAGCAAAGAAGACCAGCAGCGACGAGACUCCGGUGAUGGAGCUUCCAUGAAGCUGCACAAGAAAGAUCGUGUGCUAUCCUUCGCACCACUUCCGCUUGUCAAGUCGAAAGAGUCAUAUGAGAAAGGCUCAAAGCCAUCCGUUGUAAUCGAGGAGCCAUCGACGUCUGUGGAUACUCCCCCAACAGCAGUGAAUAAUGCGACUACACCGCCAACCCCUCACUCGACGUCGAAAGGCGGACUCCGAGACCGCAGGAAGGUCAACCUCGAUCUCUCCAUGCCAGCACAAAUGCUAGAUCUACCCGCUCGCGGUCGCUUACCUGUCGAUAUGAUGGGCAGCCUUGGUGCUCCACGCUCGAGAAAUCCCAAAACGCCAUGGGUCCGGAAAGAGCAGCCACAGUGGGAACCAGCCAUGAUGACCAAGUCUGCGCCAAUUUUCGAGGAGGAUUACAUUCGCGACAACACCUCAGCGCCGAGGAACGACAACUAUGGUGGCAUAGGUCUUUCACCUGAUACCAACACGCUCUUCUCUUCGCAAAGCCCAAAAUUCGAACGACCGCCGGCGAGAGUGAGGGAUCGGUGUUACAUCAGCCUUCCAAAGUCCAAGAGAACGAGAAGUGGCAUAAGUGACAAGAGUGGCACUAGUGCAAGCGAUUCAACUCUAGCUCGGACACCGGACAGUAGUUGGACCCCAGCAGAAGAGAGAAUUUAUCAAGAACACCAAACUCAAACGAGAUCAGAGCUGCGAAAAAUUGCUAGUGAGUCCAAGACAAGUCGCUCACGGCGCUGGUAUUGGUUGGGUAAAGCCUCUAGUGAGGAUGCUCCUUGUUCUCCUAGACCUGUAGAGCCUCCAAGUCGUCGCUUCUCAAUGAACCCAUUCAGACGGUCAAACAGAAUCUCGGACCAGACGGAUGCAGAAGUGAGCAAACUGCAAGCCCCAUCUUCGGUCCACCCUAGUCGCGGCAAAAAUGUGCCUCCAUCAACGUCCCUCGCACAUAUACCUGUCCCACCUGCUUUCAUCCCACCGGGCGUUCAGCGUGUACCGACUCCGCCCAUUUUCGACGCCAAUGGUGAAGUGAAGGGCAAGUUGGCAAACUUCUUCUUCGAUGCACAAGGUGGCGGCGCUAUGAAUGUUCGCACCAAAAUCAAACCUAGUCCGGGAGGCUACUGGGACUCUGAUGCUUUGCUCAUGAGCCUGUCAAGCGACAUCGACAACCACGAAGACAAUGAUGAAGACGAAGGCCCUGAAGGCCCACGUAGCGAUUUCGUGCACACAUCUGUAGAUUUUGAACCAAAUGGCACACCUGGACUUACAGCCAUUGUGAGCAAUGUCCAAGGAAAUAGCUCCAGUUACCUCAGCGUCAAACCACCAGCCAGCCCUUCUCUAGCAGCAACGUCUCCGAUGCUGGGCCAUGAUGGCUGGUAUCGUAUUCACCAGUCACACUUCCCUGAUACACCAGACGAACGCACUCUCACAGCGCUUGCCCGACAAGAAGAAGAAGAACGCCGUAAGUUUGAAUGGCUCGUCCCUGAACAUCUUCCCGAUAGCCCUUUGUGCCCUCUGCAUGCAAAGUAUAGGGGGCCGAGUGCCGGCUUGUGUUACUGGCAUGGACGCAGGUCCGGUAAUAAGAUUAGGAAAGGUGAGUAUGGCAGGACUGGAGUGAAAGGUGCCAAGAAGAGUAUAAGUGGGGAUGGUGGACAUAGCAAGGAUGACUAUCAUGCUGGAGAUGUAGGGGUUGUCGGGACGCCGGGACUUGCGGGAACGCCGACUAGGGAGGUGAAAAAGAGGAGAUUGAUAAGUUUGUCCAGUUCUUGA